Molecule: messenger RNA, 5818 nt
Organism: Stomoxys calcitrans (stable fly)
Lineage: Eukaryota; Metazoa; Arthropoda; Insecta; Diptera; Muscidae
Product: zinc finger protein 729
Exons: 3
Coding region: 29-5266 (1745 amino acids)
Cellular component (GO): nucleus
Molecular function (GO): zinc ion binding
Source: RefSeq, a predicted model, not a curated record
CAAAACCUUGUCUGAACAUCCACACACUAUGUCACAAAUAUGCCGUUUAUGUGUGAAUACUUGCAAUGAUUCGAAAAGGCUUUACGAUGAGAAUGGCCGUGUUACGGAGUUGUAUGAUAUCGUCCACAAUUAUUUCCAUCCUAGGAUUUUGAAUUUGAGACAAUGGAGAAAUCUGAAUAGCAUUUGCAUGAUAUGUUGGAUACGCAUAUGCGAUUUUCAUAGCUUCGAGACCACGGUGACAUUGGCUCAACUGAAAUUGCUAGAUCUGGAUCAGAAUUAUGCAGCGGAAGCAGGUGGAGGAGGAUGUGGGGGUGGCGAAGUGGAAGUAGGAGUAGGGGAGAGAAUGGCAGUUGCCUCAUCAUCCCAUGCUAACCAACAAGUGGAGCUGUUACCCUUGCAUGCCAUUAAAGAAGAACCUCCUUUAGUUACAAAUGACUGGCAUUCUGAGGUUUCACAAUAUUCUUUGGAUACCGAUGAACCUCAAAUAAUGACUGUUGUUACUCAGCAGCAGCUGCAGCAGUCUUUAAUACGACCCUUGCAUAGUGGGCCCAAUUAUGAGUUAGAUAAUUUUCCCUAUCUACCAGAGCAUCAGGCCACAAGACCAGUUGAAGAAGUAUUGACUUUACCAAACUAUCCAAGUCUAAGGAACAGUUUGCCAAAGCCUGUAGACAUAAGAGAAAGACAAAUAAUGGUAUUAGAUUCCUCCGAUGAUGAUGAUGGUGAAGAAGAAGAUUCCCAGGAUAUUAAAAUAACUUCGGUUAUGUCUCUAGCCCAUCCCAUAGUCUUUAAGCCCUUUGAGAGCAAAGAACCACCUAGAGUAAACAGAAAUGAAGAAGUAACAGAGGCGCACCAAGCAAAUUCAAAUAGGGAAGAAAGGCAAUUACAGGCAAAUGCCAGGGUGUUGAUAACAGAUUGUAAUAUUUCCAAUAACAACAACAAACAAGCCCAGCAGCAGCAUAAGAAGGAGCAACAGCAGCAGUAUCGUCUCGAAAGCGCCUCUCUGGAAUCUGAUCGUGAAUUCGCAACCCCAGAACCCUUAGAAUCUCAACCUCGCUUGAGAAAAACCCAAGAGGAUCAAAACUAUAUCAUAUCCCAAUGGAGGCCUACGCUAAAAUGUGAAUUAUGCUCGGAGUCUUUUAACCUUUUCUCAGUCUUCGAAGAACAUUUCCGUUUUAGCCAUCCCAAAAAUAUUUGUCAUGUCUUUUGCUGUGAUCGCAAAUACGUGGGGGCCAUAGAAAUGAGGCAACAUGCCCGCAAACAUCUCAAUCCCAAAUCCUGCGUUUGUGAUUUAUGUGGCAAAUGCUUUGCCCAACGGUCUUCGCUUAAGAAACACAUGCUCACGCAACAUUUGCGAUUUAAGAUACCCCAAGGUAAGAUGCCCAUGCAACGUAAACGCCAAAAGAAGAGAUUUAAAAAGAAAUUGGCCUACACCAAAAAGAAAAUUUCCAAAAAUCCCUUAAUAAGAAGAAAGAAGAAUUUGUCGGAGGACCCAGAAGUCAUUGUGCCACAGUCAUCAGAAGCUCUGGAGCCUUUGAACAAUGUCCUGGAUGACCUUAUGACCCAAUGGCAGCCCCUUGGCAUAAAAUGUGAAUUAUGCUCUAAGAUUUGUGGCAAAUAUUCCCUACUUUCUGAACAUUUUCUGGAACUACACCCCCAAGAGGCUUGCCAUAUUUUUUGUUGUGGUCGUAGAAUCUUUAGAUCACAAUUGGAGAGUCAUGCCCGCAAGCAUCUCAAUCCCAAUGUCUUCUAUUGCGAUUAUUGUGAUAGCUGUUUCACCCAGUUAAGCAAUUUGAAGCGUCACAUAUUUAAUAGGCAUACCAAGCGUAAGGAUUGUUCCAAGAGAAGGGAAAAACCCUUGGCUAUUGAAAAAAAUAAACCAGAAAAGCCAGCUGAAGUAGAGCAGAAGCAGUUAUCAAGCGCCCGUAACAUAGACGAUCUCAUAGACAAAUGGAAGCCCAUCCUCAAAUGUGAGCUGUGUACUGAAAUAUGUCCCAAAUUCUCUCAUCUGGAGCAGCAUUUUAUACAGGCGCACUCCUCCCAGGAGCUGUUCAUUAGCUGUUGCAAACGAAAAUUCUCAAUACGCUCAAAGAUUGAGCGGCAUGCCAAGCAUCAUUUGAGUGCAUCGGGUAAAGGAGGCGUUCGCUCUCAUCAGAACUGUGAAAUAUGCUCCAAGAGUUUUUCCACCAGAAGAGGUUUGCUCAUACACUACAAUGCCAUGCAUUUUGGUCAUGGCGGCGAUGAGGCGAAUCAUGCCCAGGCCUUGGCCCUUUACAACUGCAAGUUAUGCGGCAAAGCCUAUAGGGAUGCCAAAGCCUUGUAUCGACACAAUUGGCUGAUGCACAAAAAGGAUUUGAAAUUGAAAAUCAUAGGACGCAAGCUGAUACAAAAGGUUAAAACAAAAAGGAGAAAGAAAAUUAAAAAGACCAACAAAAGAAAAAAGCGAGAGGUGGAGGAUGAGGAGGAAGAUGAUAGUGAGGAUAAUCUGCCUUUGAAAAAGCCCAAAGAGAAAGAACAGCUUAACCACCAGCAAGCAGAAGCCAUAGAUAUUGAGCCAGAGCCUGAGCAAAGGGAAGAGGAAGACGAGCAGCCCCAAUUCUUUGAAUGUCAAAAAUGCCCCAAAAAAUUCAUCACCAAAAAGGGUCUGCUCAUACACAUAUCAGUCAAGCACUUGCAGGCAGAAGACCAAAAGUCCUCAUCAGCCCUGCCCGAGGAGGAUGAAAGCAAUAUCGAAAACUAUGAAUGUGAAAAAUGCAGCAAAAAAUUUCUCACCAGGAAGGGGCUGCUGAAACAUUUGAGCUUUAAACAUUUACACAAUACAGUAGAUGAAUCAGCAGUAGAAGAAGGACAACAACAACAAAGCCCAAGUUCCCUUAAGGAAAAUUCAGCGGAUGUGUCAUCCUUGGCCGAAAAUGGGGAUGAAAGUGUGGUAGCAGAAAAUGAGGUCUAUGAGUGUGAAAUAUGCCAUAAAAAGUUUUUCACCAACAAAGGCAUGAUCAUACACACCAAAUUGAAGCAUUUGGAUGCCUUUAGAUCCUCGGCCCUUUACAAAUGCAAUCUAUGUGACAAGACCUGUAGAAGUGCCCGUAAGCUGUACCUGCAUAAACUUAAACUACACAAGCUAAGGCUGAAAAUCAACAAUGGCCAAGUGUUAAAGAAAAAUCUCAAGGCCCCCAAAAUGGCAGAAUCUAUAACCCCCAAAUCCCCCAUCGAAGAAGGCCUAGACAACGACAACAUUUCAAAAGCAACUCCUUUCAAUAUCAGCGAUAAACACAUUGGCAAAAAAAAAUGGCGUCAACUAUUUGAUGAUCUGGUGGCCAAAUGGCGACCCCAACUACAUUGUGAGCUAUGUUCGCAGGCCUGUGAUAAUUUUUCCCUUUUGGAAUUGCAUUACCAGCAACAGCAUAUUGGCGAAACCGCCUACGUUAUGUGCUGCAAUCGUAAAUUUGUCUCCCGAACUCACCUGCGGGAGCAUGUCAUGUAUCAUCUGCAACCCAGUGUAUUCCAGUGCAACGUAUGUGGGGCCAGCUGCAGUAGUCAUGGAGUCCUUAUACAACAUCAGCAAAAAUGGCAUCCUGAAUUUGUGGAGUUUUCACACAACUGCCAGUUGUGUGGCAAAACUUUUGAGACCCAAAAAGGUUUGUCCACCCACAUGACGGUGAUGCAUAAUGGUGAAAUCAGUAACAAGAAGUCCAAAUACAAAUGCAGCAUAUGCCAUCGAGUAUAUGGCACCUGGGAGUCUUUGUGGAAACAUAAAAGACUUGUUCACAAGAAGGAUUUGAAAUUGAAGAUUGUGAAUGGGCAGGUGGUGAAAAAGAGAAAAAUGAAAAACAAAAUCAAGAAAAUGGAGGAAACAGAAGAAGAAGAAGAAAAAGAACCACAAAAUUCGCAGCAAGCACCGCAAUCGGAGGAUGAAGAAGACACCAGUUGGCUAGUGCCUGAAACUGAAACUGUAGAGCCCCCGUUUGACAAUGAAUUUGAUGAUGAUCAUGACUUGUCAACCACCAGCUCUACCACCAAUAGUGUCCCUUAUGUGGGUCUCAAGCAAUGGUUAGAAAAUCUAGAUGAUCUAAUUAUCAAAUGGAAACCCUUGCUCAAAUGUGAGCUAUGCUUGGAGUCAUUUCCCAAAUUUAGCCAAUUGCAGGAGCAUUUCCAACUACAACAUGGCGAAGAGAAAUUUUUUAUGAAUUGCUGCAAUCGCAAAUUUUUGAAAAGGCCUCGCAUACGCGAUCAUGCCAUGUUUCAUCUGGAUCCCUCUACCUUCAAAUGUGAAACAUGUGGCUUGUGUUUCGAAGCUAGGGAAACUCUAGCAAAUCACAUGAAUGUUAAGCAUCCGAAAGUGGUUGAUCAUCCCGCCUAUGCCUGUGCUAAAUGUGGCAAGGGUUUCACCACCUCCAAGGGGGCGCUGAUACAUGAAGCCUUAUCCCAUUGUCAUUUGAUGGAGAGUCCUCAAGCACCAAACACUGGUAAAAGCAUCAUUCCAAACCCAUCAACUGCUGCAGCUGCUGCUGCUGCUCCUCUCCCACCUCCACUUCCAGCAGCAGCGGCUAGCCCUGUCGCCACUUCUCCAGUGUUGUAUCCUUGCAAACAAUGUGACAAAGUUUAUGAGAAUUACAAAUCCUUAUAUACCCACAAAUAUCGAAUACACAACAAGCCUGCCACCUCCUCUGCUACGAGCAGCGAACUGGAAACUGAAGCCAGUCCUAGAGAAGCAAAUUUCAAUAAAAUCAAUACUACGCCACCACCAACACCUUCACCUUCGGCUGCUGCCAGCAUUGACUCAACUGAGCUACAUCAGUGCCCGCAUUGCGAUAAAUCUUAUACCAAUAGCAACUCUUUGGCUGUACACAAAUGGCGUUGCCAUAGAACGACCACAGUGCCUGGUAUCAAUAGGGGGACAAAUGAAAGUGCAACUCAGCAACCGCCGUUAGAGCAACAGCCCCAGCAGCAGCAACCACUUCCCGAAAAGCAACAGCAGCCGCCUCUCUUCAAAUGCACCGAAUGUGGAAAAGUUUGUGACACUUCCAAAUCCUUAUACAGCCACGUCUGGUAUUAUCACUCGCAUAACGAAUUCAAAUGCAAGGUCUGUGGCAAAAUCUUUAGACGGUUUGCCCAACUCAAAGAGCACAGUGCUGUGCAUACUGGCAAAAACGCCUAUGGCUGUAUGUUCUGUCCAAAGACUUUUAAAUAUUACACUGCCGUAUACCUGCAUCGCAAGAAACAACAUCCCCAUGAGAUGUCAAAGGAGUACUAUAGAAAAUUAAAUUAAAUUUCAAAAUGUAAAACAACAAUUUUAAGAAAAUUUAAAUAUCACAACAAGUCUAGCAAGGCAAAAAAGAAACAAUACCAUGCCAUCAUGAAAUGUUUUCAAGAAUAUAUAUAAAAUUUGUGUUUUUCCUUGGUCUAAGACAAUUUUUAGUUUAAGUUUUCAUUUUUUUCUUGUGCGAAGAAUUUUUAAAGUUUCUUCAACCAUUGUACAUCCCCUGAAAUAGUUUUUAUGUUUAUGUAUGUGUUAAAUAUAAAAUAAAAAAGAAAGUUUUUUUUUGAAAAAUCUCAAAGUUUAAUUUUUGGCUGAAAAAAAGGACGGUUGUUUUGAAUUAAGAAUUACAAUAGAAAACAAUAAAGAUUCCCAACAUGUUCUAAUAAAAUAUCCCAAACGAAGGGUAGUUAAACUUUCUCUUUCUCAAUGCAACCCUUUUCCUAUGCAAUGGAAAGUUUUAGGAUCCAUUCCCAAUGCAAUGGGUAGUUUUAGUAUAUUUCCCAAAGGAAAGGUAGUUUUAGUACUCUUUCCCAAAGGAAAGGUUAGUUUUAGUACUCUUUC